Bicyclus anynana (squinting bush brown) is the source of this 6269-nucleotide messenger RNA. RefSeq names its product zinc finger MYM-type protein 3 (gene woc). The transcript is spliced from 20 exons. Bases 307 to 5121 code for a protein of 1604 amino acids. The record is from RefSeq and is a predicted model, not a curated record. Lineage: Eukaryota; Metazoa; Arthropoda; Insecta; Lepidoptera; Nymphalidae. Gene Ontology annotation, molecular function: zinc ion binding.
AACCCUCCCUUCGAUUGAUUACUUUUUAUUCUGUGAAAUUAAUCUUCCUAAAUUUCCUCUAUUGUAUUGAGAUGAAAAAUAAAUCUAAAAGUUUUUAAUUUUCAUAUCUAAACACAUUUUACAUAGAUCAUAUGUAAUUAAUUAAUGAGAUAUUCAGUUGGUAGGUGCCUUUACAUCCGCAACAAUUUGUAGUACAAGUGGAUUCCAAAAUGGUGGUCGUUUGUUGUGUCUUUCAAGUGAUUUGUUAAAUAUUUCAUAUUCAUGUGUGUAGUUCUCAGACUUAAGUGGUUCUGAUCGGAAUAAAAUAUGGAUGACAAGGAGAAAGUACCAGAGAGCCAGGAGAGUGAUGGUGGUGAUCCAAAGGAUUCUGAGGAAAAGUCUGUCCCAGAUCCUGAAAGUGGUACUAGCACCAGUGAUGAUAACCCUAAGGAUGUUUUUAGUGAAGAUAGUGUAAUAAAUCACAUGGAUCAUGGCAAUAAAGAUAGUGAUAGUGUAAAUAAUGAUAAUAGUCAAGAGAAUGUACAAAAUGAGGAUACUCUUUCUAAGGAUGAAGCAGAAACUUUAGAAGAUAGCCCUAAAAUAGAGUCACAAACUAGACGAGAUUCCGAACAUGAUACGCCAGAUGAAUCUUUAGAUAAAGAGAAUAUGUCUGUAGAUGAUGAUGUAGAGGAUAUAAAAACAAAAGAAGAGAGUGAAUCCACAAAGGAAGAGAGUGAAUCCACAAAAGAAGAGAGUGAAUCCACAAAAGAAGAGAGUGAAUCCACAAAAGAAGAGAGUGAAUCCACAAAAGAAGAGAGUGAAUCCACAAAAGAAGAGAGUGAAUCCGCAAAAGAUGAAUUAUCCCAUAGCAGAGAUUUCAACGACUCAGGUGCCGGCAGUAGCAGUGAAAACAGAGAAGUAGACAAACCAGAAUUUGAAACUGCUCCCAAUGUUUUGGAUGAGUCUCAGGAGGAUCAUACUCAGGCUCUAGAUCCUUUUGACACACUCCUAAAGAGUACAGACACAAACACAGAGACGUCCAGUAAAGAUGCAUCCGUCACUGUCAACAUAGAUGACGAUGACGACGAUGACAAUAAUGCAGACCAACCCAGUAGUGAAGUUCAUGCAGAUGAGGAAAAUCCAGAAGAUGGUGAGGAACCCGGUGCUGAUGAGGAAGUAUGUCUGCUACCUGACACUGAGCGCGAGAUAUCUGAUGCUGACAAGGCGAAGGCUGAGAAGGUUUUGGCUGAAAAACGAAAGCGAGAUGAAGAAGCAGCAUUAGCAGCCGUUCCAAAAGAAGAGGCUGACGUGACAGAGGUAGUGGAAAGUGGUUCAGAGGAAACGGCUCAAACUGAAGACAUUCCUGAAAGUGCAGCUGCUACAGAUGAUACUGGAAACGAGGAUGCAUCGCAAAACGGCGGCGAUAAAGAAAAUGAGCACGAGGAAACAGCGGAACCCGAAGAGUCUGAGCAUUGUCCUAUACGACAAAUAAACGAAACAACCGGCACUUGUGUGCAGUGUGAACAAACAACACUCUGUAUAUAUAGGUUCGCGAACAAAGACUCCAACCACAGAUUUCAAUAUAUUUGUUCGUCAAAUUGCAUUAAACCAUUUAUAGCAAAAAAUCCUGGAAUGUAUAGUGUUGUAGCAUCGUAUAUGAUAGAGGAAAUCACACCUGAAGUUUUGACAUGUAACGAAUGUGAAGAGAACAAAAUGUGCUAUUUUUAUUACAAUUUUGACGGAGAGGACACUGUAUACUGCUCAACACAGUGCUUACACAGUAUGAUGGCUGAUGAACGAGAAAAGUAUACAUAUAAAUGGAGAAAAAUCACUGUUGAAGAAAAACAAGCACCAAUAGAAGAUACUUGUUGUGUGUGCAAUACGACCAAACAAUGUGCAUACGGUAUGCACAGAUAUGGUGAGACAUUGUCUAUAUGUGAACAGACUUGCUUGAAGAAUUUGAACUCAAAGGAGAAUGGUAGGUACAUAUUGAAGAAGAAGAGAACUCCUCGCAACUUGGUGCCGAAAACGAGACAGAAUCCUCCAUUGCUGAAACUGAAAGUUAUUAGUAAUGCUACGGAUAGAUAUCUAGACGAAGCUUACAAAAUACAAGCGAAAACCCCAGCUAUGGUGUUGGCUGCACGGGACGAGAGAGAACGUACAUUCUUGAGAUCGUGCAUGCUGUGUCAUGCUAUGCUGACAAAUGAGGAAAAAAUGCUGACGUGGGAAGCGAUGGACUUCUGCAAUGAAGUCUGUCUCGGAAAAUACCAGAACAAAAUCGGUUCAAAAUGUGCCAACUGUAAAAAAGUUGUACAGCACACAAGUUUAGGGAAAUACUGUGUCCGCUUUGGUUAUGAUAUACGACAGUUUUGUAAUUCAAGCUGUUUGGAGGAGUUCAAAAAGGGUUUAAAAAUAUGCUGUUACUGCCAGAAGGAUAUAUCGUCGGGGAACGAAGGGUUUUUGGCUCCGGUCGGUGAUAAGGGACAGUUUAAGGACUUCUGUUCGCAGCAUUGUAUGGAGAAGUUUGAUCAGAUGAGUAAGAAUCCCAUACCCCAGCCGGUCAUGGCGAAAUGUGCGGUUUGUUCUUUGGAGAAAGCGACGACAAUUGAAGUGGAAGUGGGUCAGAAUAUUCAGCAAAGGCUAUGCUCGGACCCUUGUUUUGCUGCAUUCAAAUUUGUCAACAAUAUAUUUCCAGAUCAGUGUCGAUGGUGUAAAAAAUACUUUGAAAGGAAAAUAAAUUUAUUCUUUACGAUAUAUGAAUCAUCGUCACCACCAUUUUGUUUCUGUUCCAAACUGUGUAUGAACAUUUACAUAAGCAACUCGCGUCACAUAGUGCCGUGCAACUGGUGCAAGGUGAAGAAGUACAACUUUGACAUGAUAAGACGAGGCCCAGCAAACGGGCAGGUGAUAAUGAUGUGCUCUCUCAACUGUCUGACGCUGUACCAGGUCUCUGUUAACGCUGUGUCUUCUAGAAGGAUGAAAUGCGACAUGUGCAAGCUAUGGGCGAUGGCACAGUACCACCUCACCAUGUCGGACGCGACCGUGCGCAACUUCUGCACCUACCAGUGCGUUAUGAGCUUCCAGGGUCAAUACUCAAAACAAGCGCCCCAAGAGGUAGCGGACGACACCAUCGAGCAACAGAAGGCGGUGCCCACGGGCGCUCCGAGGAGAACUUACACGCCCACGUCGCAUAAGAAUAACGCAUCAAAAUCGCAAACUCGGUCCACUCUACCAGUCAUAUCGAACGUGCUGUCGCUAGCGCCGGCGCCCGCGCCGCAAGUCACGCGCGCCAAAUCGAAACGACUGCAGGUGCCUCCGCCUCCACCACCACCCGAACCAGAACCGCCACAAGCGCCCAAAACACCACCACCACCACCAAAACCACCCACACCACCACCGCCACCACCCCCCAAAAUAUACAACCACGUCAUAGUCAAAACUUUACCCCCAAACGAGGUUGCCAAUAAAGCGACAAUGUCCAAACCAAUGAUGGUUUCAAAAGGUGUCUCUUGUCGACCCCAUCCGUGCACAAAAGAAUGUCAAACUGACUCUAGUUUAGAACGUAGGGUCCUCAUUCCAGUACCUGUUCCCAUUUAUGUCCCGGUGCCAUGUGUGAUGUGGUCUCUACCCUUCCCCGUACCCGUCCCAAUACCUCUGCCGAUACCAGUUCCAGUAUUCAUACCUACGACGAGGAAUUCUGCGAAGGGCAUCAUGAAGGAAAUAAAUAAGAUCCACGACAAGAUGCCGACUGAUCCGUUUGAAGCUGAACUGCUGAUGAUGGCGGAAAUGGUGGCCGGUGAUAAGAAGAAGGAUCAGAGCGAUUCAGAUACAGAGGAAGAGAACGAGGAAAGCUUCAGCCCCGUGGGCGGCAUGGACGGCAACAACGCGUUCGGCGAGGACAUGCUGCAGAUGGCGCUGAAGAUGGCCACGGAGUACGAGGACCAGCCCGUCGACCUGGAGUCCGCCAUGACUGCCAACACCAUCACACCCAGCUCACACCCGGGGCUGCCAGGUCUGGAAGGCGAGGCGAUGCACCAGCACAUGAUGGCGCUGGAGCAGCAGCGCGCGGUGGCCGCACUGCGCGCGUCCAACGUGGCGGGCGUGAACGCGGGCGCGGCGCGCAAGCGGGCCCCGCCGCCCGCCGCCACUCGUACGCGCACCAGCAAGCGGCGCCGCGAGCCCGCGCCCGCGCCGCCGCCCGAGCCGCCGCGCGAGCCGCAGGAGAAGCCCGACGCUAACAUGUGCCUCAAGUAUACGUUCGGCGUGAACGCGUGGAAGCAGUGGGUGAUGACGAAGAACGCGGAGAUAGAGAAGAGCUCGAUCCGCCGCAAGCCGUUCAAGUCGGAGAUCCUGCAGCUGACGGCGGACGAGCUCAACUACUCGCUGUGCCUGUUCGUCAAGGAGGUGCGCAAGCCGAACGGCAGCGAGUACGCGCCCGACACUAUUUAUUAUUUGGUUCUAGGUAUACAACAAUAUUUGUUUGAAAAUGGUAGGAUAGACAACAUAUUCACUGACCCGUAUUAUGAAAAAUUCACGGACUGUUUGGACGAAGUCGCGAGGAAGUUUUCAGUUUUAUAUAAUGACUCGCAAUACAUAGUAACGAGAGUGGAAGAGGAACACCUGUGGGAGAGCAAACAGCUAGGAGCACACUCACCACACGUUUUAUUAUCGACACUUAUGUUUUUCAACACGAAACAUUUUAAUCUUGUCACGGUAGAUGAACAUAUGCAGCUAUCGUUUUCUCACAUAAUGAAGCACUGGAAACGGAAUCCCAAUCAGCCGGGACAGGCCAAGAUCCCCGGCUCGAGGAAUGUCCUAUUGAGGUUCUACCCUCCGCAGUCAGCACUUGAGGCGAACUCGAGAAAAAAGAAAGUGUACGAACAACAAGAAAAUGAAGAUAAUCCACUGAGGUGUCCUGUAAAAUUAUAUGAGUUCUACAUUUCAAAAUGUGUUCUCAACCCCAACAGCCCGGAGUCAGUCCGUACCAGGAAUGAUGUGUUCUACCUGCAACCAGAGAGGUCCUGCGUACCCGACUCACCGGUCUGGUACUCUACACAGCCACUCAGCCGUGUUGCAUUGGCAAAGAUGUUGCAUCGUGUCAAAAUGGUCAAGGAGAUCAACAUCGCUCUCCUGACCAGCUAAGAUUUUUUUAUACAAUCAUUUGGUGGCAUAAAAGAAGCGGGAUACAUUUUUGCAAAUUCCUACGACGUCCUUUACGGAGCAACGAGUAUAGUUGGGAGGUAACAGCGGUGUUGAUUAGUGAUCAGUUCCCUUAUGGUUGUAAACAUGGUUACAAUGUAUAUUUUUUCUACUUUGUAUAUCAGCCUGCAAGAGGACAUUUUAACAUAGUCUGUAAUAUUUUUUUUUUAAAUGUUGCAAUGAUUUUAGUAUUAAGUAAUUCUGUGAGGGAACUACUGUGUACAGAUUUAAUUUGAAUGAAAGGAUUCAACAUAUUUUAUUUUAUGCCGCAUUAUAUAUUUAUAAUUUAACUUUAAUGUGUGCGUGUCAACUUAUAUUGCUUUACGUUUGAAUGGUGAAGGUUUGGUUGUUUAUAAAUAUCCGAAGUGAACUAAAUAGAACGCAAACCAUUGUUUAUUUGGUUUAGUUUAAAAACUUGUACACAGACAAGCCAACACCUGUAGGCGUAACGUGCAACCCACGACAUAUCUCGUGAAGACAAAACGACGUAUUGUCGACCAAUAGCGCCGAAUCGGAAAUAUAUCUCUUUCGUUGCGAUUUCCGGUUCCGCGCUAUUGGUCGACGAUGUCUAUUUUUUUCUUCACCUAGAUAUGUCGUGGCCCGCAUUGUAGGCCUACUGACGUAUUGAUUAGAACAUUAAAAAAAAUUGUAAAUACCCACGCAAAGCGUAAUCGAAAUCCGCAUCUUUCAAUUGUUUCCAUGUAAUUUUGAAAAUGUAUAGCUACUUUAAAGGUAAUAAUAAUUAUUAUUAUGAAUUAAAUGACAAAUUGUGAACUUAAGAUUCGUUGAUCAUCAGCGCUAGAAAUCAAUUCAUGAAUUUAUUACGUUUAUGUAAUGUGAAUUACAUAUUUGAUAGAUUUAGACGUAAGUGAAAAUUCCAUUGUUUUUUUUUUAUAGUGAGAAUGCACACUGUUGUAGAAGCAUUCAUUUGAUAAAUCGUAAAUAUAAUUAUAAUAUUCACACAGAUAGAAAUUUUUAUUAAAAUAAUAUUAAUGUAAGGAGCCAGAUUCGUAUAAUAUUUUAAGUAUAUAAGCGUCAGUUGCGAGGUUGAGGUAGUUUAUUACUGUGUAAAAAGAAUACUGAUUCUCGUA